Molecule: messenger RNA, 1326 nt
Organism: Theobroma umbraticum
Lineage: Eukaryota; Viridiplantae; Streptophyta; Magnoliopsida; Malvales; Malvaceae
Gene: CBR
Product: NADH:cytochrome B5 reductase 1
Biological process (GO): electron transport chain
Molecular function (GO): cytochrome-b5 reductase activity, acting on NAD(P)H
Source: RefSeq, a predicted model, not a curated record
UGGAAGUACCCAGUUUGUAGCAGGGGUAGGUGCAACAGAUCGUUCACCUUGGUUCCAUUAGAAAGACAAGUGAAGUGUGUCUACACCUAACAUUUUCCAUUUCACCAUUUUCUCUACUCUGCCAAGAACGAUACCAAACCAAAACUGCAAAAGUUGAAACAAGGAAUAAAUAAAACCCACUCUUUUUUAUUUAUAAAUCUGGGGUCUUUUUAUCAGUAGGGUUAGAUUUUGGGGUGGCUGGUUUUAAGAUAAUGGAUUUGGAAUUCUUGCAAUCUGUGGAUGUUCAGAUUCUUGUUGGUGUAGCUGUAGCGGUUUUAGCCAUUGGCGUUGCUGCUGCUUAUCUGUUUUCCUCUAGGAAAUCCAAAGGCUGUCUAGAUCCUGAGAAUUACAAAGAGUUUAAACUUGUCAAACGACAGCAGCUGAGCCAUAAUGUGGCAAAGUUCGCAUUUGCACUUCCUACUCCUACUUCAGUUUUGGGUCUUCCCAUUGGACAGCAUAUAAGUUGCAGGGGCAAGGAUAGCCAAGGUGACGAGGUUAUUAAACCAUAUACACCUACAACAUUGGAUUCUGAUGUUGGUUAUUUUGAAUUAGUUAUUAAGAUGUAUCCUCAAGGGAGGAUGUCACACCAUUUCAGAGAGAUGCGUGUUGGUGAUUACCUUCCUGUGAAAGGACCCAAGGGGCGGUUCAGGUAUCAACCUGGUCAAGCUAGGGCAUUUGGGAUGAUUGCUGGAGGCUCUGGCAUUACUCCAAUGUUCCAAGUAGCCAGAGCCAUAUUGGAGAACCCGAAAGACACAAGUAAUGUACACCUUAUUUAUGCAAAUGUCACAUAUGAGGACAUUCUUUUAAAGGAAGAAUUGGAUGGCCUUGUUGCCAAGUACCCUGGUCGCUUCAAAGUCUACUAUGUUUUGAACCAGCCUCCUGCAGUGUGGGAUGGUGGUGUCGGCUUUGUGUCAAAGGAAAUUAUUCAAAUCCACUGCCCUGCACCGGCACCUGAUAUCCAGAUUCUACGGUGUGGCCCACCACCCAUGAACAAGGCCAUGGCUGGACACCUUGACGCCCUUGGAUAUUCACCUGAGAUGCAGUUUCAGUUCUGUCCCUAGUCAAGAUGAAGCUCCACCCGCUUGAUUUAUCUUCUGCAUUGGUUCGACCAAAGCCAUUUGUUCUGUACUCUUCUGCGUUGUAAUGGAAACUUUAACCAUUGGAGCCAAGGGCCUUACUUCGGAUGCUUUGAACUUUUAUGAGAGUUUUCCAUGACAAUGUACUGGAAUAAUGCAAAUGAAGCUAGUGAACUUAGUAAUCGUGAUUUUGCAACUUUUAUAGAACUAA